UUGACGUUUGAAUUUUUCAAAGUCAUAUCAAAAUCUAAGGAAAAUAAAAAUAAUAACCAUUAAGUGAUUUUAACGAUCAUCUGACAACUCCGCUAGGCAAGCAAGAACUUAUACAAAAGCAAUAAMUAUGAAACAUUUUUAAGGCUAGUUUUUAAAUUUCGUAAAAUAUUUAAAAUGCGUUCAAUCAUUUUGAUAUUGAUCCUUUUAAACUGUCAGUUUUUUACCGCGCAAAGUUUCGAUAACAAUCGUAUACAGGAGCAGCACAGAAAGAUGAAGCGAAUGUUACCGCGCUUGUACUCACAAUAUUCAGAGGAUUCCGGUAGCGAGCAAGASGGCGGCGCAAACCGUUCGGAAGGUGAGUGCAAGCAAAACCCCAUGAUGGCGGGAAAUGCAAAACAAAAAGCCACAAGCAUCGCACAAAAAGCAGCUCAAGAGGCUAARGCCGCGUCCGAAGCGCAGCAGGCGGCUGGCGAGGCUGCUGCACUUCAAGUGAAGGGACAACUCGCCGAGAAGGCUAUGCAAGCUGCCAAAGCGGCCGAGGCAGCGCUUGCAGGCAAACAACAAAUCGUCCAGCAGCUGCAGCAGGAAGUGCGCGAAGCCGAGGCGGUUGUACAGGAGGAGAGUAGCUCACUACAGAAUGCACAGCAGAAUGUCAAUGCUGCCGUUAGCUCGGCCCAGCAAGCGCAAUCGCAAUUGAAGACGCUCACAAAAGCGGUACAGACAGCGCAAGCGAACGUCGGCAACGCCGAGCAGGCUGCAACAGGUGCACAGCAGGAAUUUGCCGAGAAGACGCAACUGGUGGAGGCGGCUAAGAUGCGUGUCGAACAGCUGUUGCGGCAGUUGAGCUCCGCCCGACAGGAUUUCAAUAAGACAAAGGAUGCGGCCAUGAAAGCGGCUGCAGCUGCGCACGAGGCUAAGGUGAAUGCAUCACCGACUGGUCGUUGUCGUCGUAUGAUGCGUUUGCCGCGUAAGCGUCGGCUUGCUGUAGCGCCACAAGCGAAGCAGUGAUACAUUUUUUUUUAUAGAUGUAUAUAUAUUUGUUAAAAUGUUUAUUUUUUUGUUUAGUCCUUUGUAAAUCGAUUUACUUGCAAAGA
Bactrocera latifrons is the source of this 1094-nucleotide messenger RNA. Its product is annotated as restin homolog. Lineage: Eukaryota; Metazoa; Arthropoda; Insecta; Diptera; Tephritidae. The record is from RefSeq and is a predicted model, not a curated record. The transcript is spliced from 2 exons. The coding region runs from base 175 to 1008 and encodes 277 amino acids.